Trichoderma virens Gv29-8 is the source of this 1902-nucleotide messenger RNA. RefSeq lists its product as uncharacterized. NCBI's taxonomy places the organism in Eukaryota, Fungi, Ascomycota, Sordariomycetes, Hypocreales, Hypocreaceae. Bases 1 to 1902 code for a protein of 633 amino acids. The transcript has 3 exons. Gene Ontology annotation, biological process: regulation of DNA-templated transcription. Gene Ontology annotation, molecular function: DNA-binding transcription factor activity, RNA polymerase II-specific; zinc ion binding. The record is from RefSeq and is a predicted model, not a curated record.
AUGCCCAACACCAGGCAAAUCAAGGCAUGCAGCCGAUGUCGUCUCUUGAAACUCCGCUGCGACAAGACCAAGCCGUCGUGCGAGAGGUGUAUCCGGUCCAAGGCCAGCUGUUCGCUUCGAUUUGACAACUCAGCACAAGCAGAAUCAACAUCGAAUCAUUCCACUACAGAGAGCAACGCUACCAACAACCCCUCGGCGCGCUCGAGUUCCGAUCAGUCACCAUCUCCAAGUGACAGAUCUGCGCCUUCAUCUGACACCGUCACCGUCGAGAGAGACCAGAGCUCAAAAACGGUUAGGAGGCGACAGCGCGCGCAUCUCUCCUGCACACGGUGCCAUCGCCUCAAAGUCAGAUGCGACAAACAGCUGCCUUGCUCACGAUGUCGUCGCUCCGGAUUCGGUCGGCAAUGCACAUACACUCAUCGAGUCGAGAAUGACUCGUCAGCUUCAGCGAGCGAUGCUGCAACGGACGCUGUCUUUGUGAAGGCAGAGGAGGAUCCCCAAUAUGCCGUUACCUCGUGGCGCACGAGACGCCGAGGCACGACCCAUUGGAAAGCACUCAUAUUACGCAUCCAGGCUUGUGCCGCCAACAUCGGCCAUGAAUUUUUUCAUGCCGAGGACAUCUCACUACUUCAUGUUGACUGCUCGAUGGACAUCCUCCUUCCCACCAACUUUCCCUUCAACAGCCCGGGUGCGAUGAAAUACUCAUCGUUAGACAAGGUCCGCAGCCUCAUCUGUAGCUACCGUGACAACUACAUGUCCUUUGUCGACGCCUAUUUCGCUAUAUACCAGCCUGUGCAUCCUAUCAUUGAUGCUGCUCGCUUCAUGGAGGAGAUCAACUGUUUCUGGAACGAUCCUUCAGAAAUCGAUGUCUCUUGGUUAUCCAGCUUCCUCAUGGUGCUGGCAUUAGGCUGCUACGCUGUGAAUCGAGAUGCGGCAUCAACAAUCGAGCUUUGCGUAGCAGCCGAAGCAUGCUUAGCCAAGACGCCCUUCAUGGUCCGGCCAAGCAUGUCAGUGAUGCGGACGUUUUGUCUCAUGGUCCUUGCUAAGCAACUGGCAAACGGAUCAUGCUGGUCAAUUGAUUCAAGUUGGACGCUGCUGGGCAUCGUCGUUCGACUCGCCGUUUGCAUUGGCCUCCAUAAGCCUCCACCUUCGGCCCCCGUUGAAGUUUACUUCUGUAUACAGACAGCGGCGAUUACAGGCAUGCCGUGUCUGCUUUCUUCAGAUGAUAUCCUCGAAAGAAAUGCCAUCGAGGACACCCUUCUGUCUCAUAUUGAGGAACUCGGCCCAUGGCUAUCUCUGAGUGAUUCAUUUCCUACGAUAUGCAAAAUCAUAGCUAGAGUGAACUCCAACACCGAAAAGCCUUCAUACGACGAGAUCCUUGGAUACAACGCCGACAUGAGAAGACUCAUGGCCAUCACUCUAGAACAUCCUGGCUGCAGAGGCCCAUUGCGUGCCACCCUCGACAUCUUUUUCCGCCGCAUUCUAAUGGUCCUUCAUCGCUGCCACGCGUUGCGUCCCAACGCACCUACAUUGCACCCCGUCUCGUAUUGGGCUUCUCUUGAGUGCAGCCUAGCAAUCCUAGUCCAUCACCGAGAUUUCUGCGAGCACAUGGGACAUCCCGAUAACCGCGAUCUUUUGGGCCGCAUGUAUAAGCUCGACUUCUUCGCAGCCGCCCUGACGGCUGGCGUUCAUCUGCUCCUAAUAGACGCACCGCUUGCGGAUGGCUUUUCUAUCCCACCUAGGCAGACAAUCUUUGAAACUUUGGAGACGUGCACAGAGAUAUGGGGCAGGGACAUUGAGAGAUCCAUUUGCUUUCGCGCCGGACACAGAACACUGACGCAAAUUCUCUCCAUGCUGUCUGAUGUGGACAAUACGAGGAAUCAUGAAUUACCUCAUUCAUAG